AUGUUCGCAAACACAAGCAAAUCAGCACCCCCCUCACCUCCACCUGUCUCCAUCCCAGCACACGACGUUGCACCACCACAGCUAGCUCCUCCUGCUGCUUCUCGGGCCACUGAUGCUACCCCUCCUCCUUCUCUCCCUCCUCCUUCGGCCCCGUCUACUGCUGUGGGUUCUGCUGCCAACUCACCAUUCUCCCUCUGCCCUCCCUCCACCCCACCUUGCCUCACCCCUUGGCUCUCCCCUUCUUGUAGGUGA
This is a messenger RNA of Closterium sp. Naga37s-1, 252 nucleotides long. The record is from the annotation of a GenBank genome assembly. Lineage: Eukaryota; Viridiplantae; Streptophyta; Zygnematophyceae; Desmidiales; Closteriaceae.